AAUACGCUGAAUACAUUUCUAAUAUACUCUCUCUCUCUACUUACUUGCUCUGACUUCUCUCUAGUUAUUCCCCGUAAUAACCCCUCGGAUAAGCUACCCCCGGGUAUACUAUCCAUCACCAGGUCACACAGGAGAAUGACUAAAUCGCUCAUGAAGUCAGUUAGCGGUUCAUCUUCUUGGACAUGUAACUCAAGCAGAGUAGAAAUUGGGCGUACCUGUCAUCACAAAAUUGAGGCGAAGCUACGAACGGUAAAGAGCGGUCCGAACUUGGGACGGAGAUUCCAUGGCUGCUCGCUAUGGCCAAAUUCAGAUUGUGGUUUCUUUCAAUGGUGUAAUGACAAUGACAUCCAAGAUAAUGUGCACAAAAUGAAGAACAAAGACCUGUUAAUUGAUCAGUUGUUGGCCGAAAACAGAGCAUUGGAGGAAAAGGUGCAAAAGUUGAAGAAAAAGAAAAAAGAGUUAGCUGCUAUGAUAACUGGGUCUAGUUUGGUGGCUUGCAAAAGUUGCAGAGGAGAAACAUUUGCUAUUAUGGUUGUAGUUGCUUCUUUGAUUGUAUUUGGGAUUGUUAGUUUUUUGAAGUAAUGUAAUAGUUAUCACAAGUUGUUAUUUGAUGUAAUGGUAUUUAAGUUACAUGUAAUUGAAUGGAAUGUUCUAUGUUCCAUCUUCCAUUUUGGGAUCUUAAACAUUUCUGCCUAAUGUAAUGCUUAAGAGCUGCUAGGAAGACCUUCCACAAGUCAUUGACAAACUA
Cuscuta europaea is the source of this 748-nucleotide messenger RNA. Lineage: Eukaryota; Viridiplantae; Streptophyta; Magnoliopsida; Solanales; Convolvulaceae. The record is from the annotation of a GenBank genome assembly.